CUUUUGCUUUGCGACAACAUCAUCUCAUAACCCAACUAACCACUCUUUAGAUCCAAAUAAAUAUUAAAAACACAAAAACAAAAACAAAACAAAAGGCUAGUCUGCAACUGAGAAACUCCCCCAGCUUCUCCCACCCACCAUGAACAAGAAGAAGUCAACUUCCCAACUUACCCUUUUCGUCUUCCUCUCAUUCUCUCUCACUUUCUCCUUUUCUUCUUCCCCAACACCCAGAAAGCCGCCUCCUCUUCCCAUUUUGCCCCUCCCCUCUUCCCCGCAGCUCCAAUGGCAGCUCGGCCACAUGGCAAUGUUCCUCCACUUCGGACCCAACACCUUCACGGAUUCCGAGUGGGGCACCGGCCACGUCGACCCCUCGGUCUUCAACCCCGCCAAGCUCAACGCCGCUCAGUGGGUCCGAGUCGCCAAAGACUCGGGCUUUUCGCGCGUAAUUCUCACCGCCAAACACCACGACGGGUUCUGCUUGUGGCCAACUGAGUACACCAACUACUCCGUAAGCUCCAGCCCAUGGAGGAGUGGCGGCGGUGACGUCGUUGGUGAGCUGGCGGCGGCGGCUAGGGACGCGGGUAUUGCAUUGGGACUUUACCUUUCGCCGUGGGAUCGGCACGAACCGUGCUAUGGGAAGACUUUGGAGUACAAUGAGUUCUAUAUGGGUCAAAUGACAGAAUUGCUCACAAGGUAUGGAGAGAUUAAGGAGGUUUGGUUGGAUGGUGCAAAGGGGGAAGGGGAGAAGGACAUGGAAUAUUUCUUUGAUUCUUGGUUCAGUCUCAUUCACCAACACCAGCCCGGGGCUGUCAUUUUUUCUGAUGCCGGUCCUGACACCAGGUGGGUUGGGGAUGAAGCUGGCGUUGCUGGGUCUACUUGUUGGUCCCUUUUCAAUCGGAGUGAUGCCAAGAUUGGCGACACUGAUUACCAAUACUCAAAUGGAGGAGAUCCCUUUGGGCAUGAUUGGGUACCAGCUGAGUGCGAUGUUUCAAUCAGGCCUGGUUGGUUUUGGCAUUCGUUGGAAGUUCCAAAAUCCGCCAGGACCCUUCUUGACCUAUACUACAAAUCGAUUGGAAGAAACUGUCUCUUGUUACUCAAUGUACCUCCAAACUCUUCAGGUCUCAUAUCUGCAGAAGAUAUUCAAGUGCUUCAAGAAUUCAAUGACCUCCGGAAGUCGAUAUUCUCAUAUAAUCUGGCCAAAACGGCCCUUAUCAACGCGAGCAGUACACGAGGAGGCAGUAACAAUUCUUGGUUCACCCCCAGUAAUGUCGUUCAAGAAGGUAUUGAUUCAUAUUGGGCUCCUGAGGGAAACCAGUCGAAAUGGGUUCUAUCCUUGAACCUUCAGAAAUUAGUGUCAUUCAACAUUCUGCAAGUUCAAGAGCCGAUUCAAAUGGGACAGCGAGUUAUCGAGUUCCAUCUUGAGGUCCUGAAUGAGGAGAGGAAGUGGAAUAAAGUCAUCAACGGAACCACAAUCGGAUAUCAGAGGCUUCUGCAGUUUCCAACCGUAAAAUCUCAGUACUUGAGGUUUGUUAUUGACAAGUCCCGGGCAGACCCGCUUAUCUCGUACCUGGGUUUAUAUAUCGAUCGAUAUUCGAUUUUGAGCAACUUAUCUCAUACAACCUCACACGCAAGCAGAAAUCGCAGUCAAAUUCUUAAUUACCAUAUCGAAUCCAACCAUUCUCAGGUUGCUGCAAUAUAGUGUUUGUAUGUUUUGCAUUGCAUGUAAAUACACCUUCAUCAGUUUUUCUCCUUUUUUCCUGAUGGAAUAAAAUUCAUUGUCAAGAUACUUCUGAUAUGAAUUCUUCAUUUUCGUUUUGUU
Malus domestica (apple) is the source of this 1819-nucleotide messenger RNA. Its product is annotated as alpha-L-fucosidase 1. Gene Ontology annotation, biological process: fucose metabolic process; glycoside catabolic process. Lineage: Eukaryota; Viridiplantae; Streptophyta; Magnoliopsida; Rosales; Rosaceae. The record is from RefSeq and is a predicted model, not a curated record. Gene Ontology annotation, cellular component: lysosome. Gene Ontology annotation, molecular function: alpha-L-fucosidase activity.